AUGGCUGCACAUGGCCGGCGCACCAAGGUGCUCCCCUCCGAACUGAACAAGGUGUGCCCCGAGAGAGGAGACAACCCUGCCACGCACCCCAGGAAGAUGAGUGACUUCGAGGUGGUCCCCAACCUCCAGCAGAGCAGUAGCAGUGUCUCGAAGAGCAGGCGGAAGGCACAUUUCCCCACCGGCAGCAAUGAAAAGGAAAAUCUCAUCUCGUGGAUUCCUGAAAAUAUCCAGAAGAAAGAGUGCACCUACUUUGUUGAAAGCUCCCAGACAUCAGAUUCUGGGAGGAUUGUGUGUGAGUGCGGCUAUCUCAGGGAACAGCACCUGGAAGAUGCUGCCAAACCUCCCAUCUUCCUGGGGAAGGAAUGGGACCCCAGCAGGCACAUCCAGGAAAUGCCAACAGAUGCCUUCGGUGAUAUCCACUUCACGGGCCUGGGACAAAAGAUGGGGAAGUAUGUGCGCGUCUCCUCGGAUACCCCUCCACGGGUCAUCUACCACCUCAUGACACAGCAUUGGGGCCUCGAUGCACCCAACCUGCUCAUCUCAGUCACUGGGGGAGCCAAAAACUUCAUCAUGAAGCCAAGGCUGAAGAACAUCUUCCGGCAAGGGCUAGUCAAAGUGGCCCAGACCACUGGGGCCUGGAUCAUCACAGGGGGGUCCCAUGCUGGUGUGAUGAAACAGGUGGGAGAGGCAGUGCGAGACUUCAUCCUGAGCUGCAGCCACAAGGAGGGCGAGAUUGUCACCAUUGGCAUAGCUACCUGGGGGACUGUGUACAACCGGGAGAGCCUCAUCUGCCCCAUGGGUGGCUUUCCAGCUGAGUACAUACUGGAUGAGGAGAACCAAGGCAACCUGUCAUGCCUGGACAGCAACCACUCCCACUUCAUCCUGGUGGACGAUGGGACCCAUGGAAGGUAUGGGGUGGAAAUCCCCCUGAGGACCAGACUGGAGAAGUUCAUUUCAGAGCAGACCAAGGUGAAAGGAGGCGUCGCCAUCAAGAUUCCCAUCGUGUGUGUGGUGCUGGAAGGAGGCCCCGGGACACUUGAUACCAUCUACAACGCCAUCACCAACGGGACCCCCUGUGUGAUUGUGGAAGGGUCUGGGCGUGUGGCCGAUGUCAUCGCACAGGUAGCCAGCCUGCCUGUGCCCAAAAUAACCAUUGCCUUGAUCCAGAAGAAGCUGAGCGUGUUCUUCCAUGACAGCUAUGAGCUCUUCACUGACGGCAAGCUGGUGGAAUGGACCAAGAAGAUCCAAGACAUAGUGCGGAGCCGGCAGCUCCUGACCAUUUUCAGAGAGGGCAAAUAUGGCCAGCAGGAUGUGGACGUGGCCAUCCUCCAGGCCCUGUUCAAAGCAUCACGAAACCAGGACCACUUUGGUCAUGAGAACUGGGACCACCAGCUGAAGUUAGCUGUGGCCUGGAACAGGGUGGACAUUGCUCGGAGUGAGAUCUUCACGGACGACCAUGAGUGGAAGCCCACAGAUCUCCAUCCUGUGAUGGCAGCUGCCCUGAUCUCCAACAAGCCAGAGUUUGUGAAGCUGUUCCUGGAGCAGGGAGUGCGUCUCAAGGAGUUUGUCACCUGGGACACCCUGGUUUACCUCUACAACAACAUGGCACCAUCCUGCCUGUUCCACAGCAAGCUGCAGAAGGUCAUGCUGGAGGAGAGAGAGCACACAGCUGGCUCCAAAAUGCCAAGAAUCCAACUGCACCACGUCUCCCAGGUGUUGCGGGAGCUCCUGGGCUGCUCCACACAUCCUCUCUACCCCAAGCCAAAGCACACGGAGCGGCCCCGGCUCUCCAUCCCAGUCCCGCACAUCAAGCUGAAUGUUCAGGGGUCAAGUCUCCGGUCCCUCUACAAGCGCUCUGCUGGCCGAGUCACCUUCACCAUGGACCCAGUCCGCGAUCUGCUUAUCUGGGCUGUAGUCCAGAACCGCAAGGAGCUGGCAGAAAUCAUCUGGGCCCAGAGCCAGGACUGCAUGGUGGCCGCACUAGCCUGCAGUAAAAUCCUGAAGGAACUUGCCAAGGAAGAGGAGGACACUGACACCACUGAUGACAUGCUGGCCCUGGCUGAGCAGUAUGAGCACAAGGCGAUUGGUGUGUUCACAGACUGCUACCGCAAGGAUGAAGAGAGAGCCCAGAAGCUCCUCACCCGUGUCUCUGAGGCCUGGGGGAAGACAACCUGUCUGCAGUUGGCAUUGGAGGCCAGGAACAUGAAUUUUGUGUCCCAUGGGGGUGUCCAGGCCUUUUUAACCAAAGUCUGGUGGGGGAAGAUAUGUGUGGACAAUGGGCUUUGGCGGGUGAUCGUGUGCAUGCUGUUCUUCCCACUUCUCUACACCAGCCUCAUCACCUUCAGGUACUUCUUGCAGCUGGGGCAUGUGUGCACCAAGGCUGGCUGGGUGAAGCUGCCAUGGCAUCUCCCUGGGCAGCUGAGCCCCGCUUCCACCCCUGCUGCCCGCAGAGAGAACAGGCUGCAGCCUGUGGGCUGCCUGAUGCGCCUCCGAGCCUUCUUCACAGCACCUGUCGUCAUUUUCCACAUGAACAUCCUCUCUUACUUCACCUUCCUGUUGCUCUUCGCCUACGUCCUGAUGGUUGACUUCCAGCCAUUGCCGUCCUGGUGGGAGUACCUCAUCUACUUCUGGCUCUUCUCCCUGGUGUGCGAGGAGACCCGCCAGCUGUUGUAUGAUCCAGAUGGGUUUGGGGUUGUGAAAAUGGCUUCCCUAUACUUCAAGGACUUCUGGAAUAAGUUGGAUGUCUGUGCCAUCCUAGUCUUUAUCACAGGGCUGACUUGCAGGCUGAUCCCAUCAACUUUAUAUCCUGGGCGCAUCAUACUGUCACUGGCUUUUAUAAUUUUCUGCCUGCGUCUGAUGCACAUUUUCACAGUCAGUAAAACACUGGGGCCCAAGAUCAUCAUUGUGAAGCGCAUGAUGAAAGAUGUCUUCUUCUUCCUCUUCCUGCUAGCAGUGUGGGUGGUGUCCUUUGGGGUUGCCAAGCAGGCCAUCCUGAUCCACAAUGAGGAACGUGUGGAGUGGCUUUUCCGUGGUGUGGUCUACCACUCCUACCUGACCAUCUUUGGUCAGAUUCCCUCCUACAUUGACGGGGUCAACUUCAAUAUUGACCAGUGCAGCCCCAAUGGGACCGACCCCUACAAGCCCAAGUGCCCAGAGACAAAUGAGGACAACAAGAAACCCAUCUUCCCAGAGUGGCUGACGGUCAUCUUACUGUGCCUGUACCUGCUCUUCACCAACAUCCUCCUCCUCAACCUCCUCAUCGCCAUGUUCAACUACACCUUCCAGCAGGUCCAGGAGCACACAGACCAGAUCUGGAAGUUCCAGCGGCACAACCUGAUUGAGGAGUACCAUGGCCGCCCACCCGCGCCUCCGCCCUUCAUCCUCCUCAACCACCUGCAGAUCCUGGUCCAGCGAGGCUUGCUCCGCAGGCCGGCCACACGCCACAAACAGCUCAAAGAGAAGCUGGAGAAGAAUGAAGAAGCUGCCCUCCUGUCUUGGGAGAUGUACCUGAAGGAGAACUACCUGCAGCACCAGCAGCGCCAGGAGAAGCAGAACAUGGAGCAGAAGAUCCGAGACAUUGCACAGAGGGUUGAUGUACUGGCAGAGCUGCUGGACUUGGACCGGGUGAAGAGGACCCGUCUGGUGGAGCAGAGACUGGUCUCUCUGGAAGACCAGGUGCAGCAGAGUGCCCAGGCCCUGAGGUGGAUAAUGCAGGCGCUGCAGGGCAAUGGCUUUGGCUCAGGCGAGGACAUGCCACCCGUGGGCUCCAGCAAAGCCUUGGAGAUGAAGAACAUUGACCUGGAGGGGAAACCCGAGGAGACCCAGCCCCUGUACCAUGUGCUUGCCCGAAAUCUCCUGUACCCAGGGUCUCACACCCUCCGCUUCCCUGUGCCUGAUGAGAAGGUGCCCUGGGAGGUGGACUUCCCAAUCUACGACCCUCCCGCCUACUCGGCUGACCACAAGGACAUGUCUGUGCAGGACCCGUUCAGCCUUUCCUUGGAGUCUCUCCUGAAGAUCAACUACAACAGCAUGGAUGGGCUGAUCAACCGGCAGAGCUUCCACGGCCUCUACGCCGUGCAGGAUGGGCUGCCGCUGAACCCCAUGGGCAGGACGGGGCUGCGAGGCCGUGGGAGGCUGCACUGCUUUGGGCCCAACCAUGCCCUGCACCCCGUUGUGACCCGCUGGAGGAGGAAUUUGGAUGGGUCCAUUAUAAGGAAGAACCUGAAGAAGAUGCUGGAAGUCCUAGUAGCCCAGUACCCGCUGUCGGAUGUCUGGGCUCUGCCCGGGGGGUCACUGGAGCCUGGUGAGACGCUGCCAUUGAAGCUCAAGUGGAUCCUGCGCCGGGAGUUCUGGCCGCAGUUCCAGAAUUUGCUGAAACAAGGCACUGAGAUACACAAGGGGUACCUUGACGACCCCCGCAACACGGAUAAUGCCUGGGUUGAGACCGUCGCUGUCAGCGUGCACUUUGACAACCAGAACGAUGUGGAGAUGAAGCGGCUGAAUUCGUUCCUCCAGGGCUGCGAUCCGGAGCUGUGCAUCCGCUGGCAGGUGCUGGACAAGAGGAUCCCCCUGCAUGCCAACCACAAGGAGCUCCUCCACAAGGUCUCAACCCUCCUUGGAGCCUACUACUGA
Molecule: messenger RNA, 4632 nt
Organism: Pelecanus crispus (Dalmatian pelican)
Lineage: Eukaryota; Metazoa; Chordata; Aves; Pelecaniformes; Pelecanidae
Source: RefSeq, a predicted model, not a curated record